Molecule: messenger RNA, 459 nt
Organism: Cantharellus anzutake
Lineage: Eukaryota; Fungi; Basidiomycota; Agaricomycetes; Cantharellales; Hydnaceae
Exons: 4
Coding region: 1-459 (152 amino acids)
Source: RefSeq, a predicted model, not a curated record
AUGCCACCAGCAUCACGGAGGAAAAUCCCUUCGGACGAACUUCGGAUGUGGGCCAGAGCCCCGAAGAACAGUGUGGUGGAUCCACUAAAAACCCCCGUAACUGGAUCCGGAAGUACCGUACACGUGUUGGGUAGCAUCCUGACGACCGGCUUCCUUCUUGCGCGCAAGGGCAAGGCCCCUGCGCAAGGGGCGGGUCUCAAUCCAGGGUCGUUCCGGCGCACUAGGCCGUACUGGAGCGGAGUAUGGGCAGAGAUUGGUGACGCUAUCGGAGAUGGGGGGAUGGAGGCAGAGGUCGUCCAGGAGGGGUUUUAUACACGUCCUACCAGUCAAGAUCGGGAGUGUGUGGCAUCUGCGACUCACAUCACUCAGUUCAGGUUGAAUGAUCCAGGAUGGUCUGAGAGACGCAUUGCGCUGAGUGAAACCCGGAAGCGUGGGCCCGAGGGACGGCCGGCAUGCUAA